AUAUUUUUCGCAUUUUAAUAGCACUCAGAAACAUUAAAUUACUUCUCUGAGUGAUUUUAUUUUUUCUUUGUCUUUCCUUAAAAAGAAAUCUUCUAGUAAGUGUUCUGUUGGUCUUAUUAACUUAUGUUUACUUGAAUGUAACAGCGCUAUAAACACUUGAACGCAUAUUCCUCCACAGACGUGUUUAUUAAUGCAAACUUUGACACAGACGAAAUGACUUAUAUUUGCCCAACCCACACAGGCGUUGCUGUAAUUCCGAAUGUUUCCUGUUUUUGAACCCAGCGGCGCGCCGUAGUGGCGGUUCGUUACUGGAGCCACGGAUGUUCAAACUUGAUUGAUAUGACAAAGUUUUACUUUCAAAUAAAAGGACUCAUCUGUUCAACCACCGUGGAUGUAUUGUGAAGUUUGUUUACGAGCAUAUCCCUCAUUUCUCCCCACUCUUUUAUAGUCUAAACCAAGGCCGUUGCUAUGGAGGAGGUCACGCGGCUGGUGUCGUCAGGUGACUGCCUGAAGAUCUGGGACUCGACUUCCAUGACGGUGGUGGAGCAGUUCAACCCUCACAGUGCCACGCAUCCAGUGGCUCAAGUGUGCUGGAGCAGCAGCAACCAGUACUUGGUCAGUGCCAGCAGUAUAGGGGACAAGCUGGUGGUGUCCAGUCUCAAGUCAUCUCCAGUUCCAGUAAUGGAGCUGGGUGAAGGGAAAAAGCAAACCCGUGUUAGUCUGAACUCCACGUCACAGUUCCUGGUCAGCGGAGGACUGGAUAACACGGUUAAUAUCUGGGACCUAAAGACAAAAAGGUUGCACCGAAGCCUGAAGGACCACAAGGAGGAAGUGACAUGUGUAUCUUUUAAUGGAGGCGAUAGCUACACAGCAUCAGGCUCCACUUAUGGAGAUAUCAUCCUCCACAGUAUCACAACCAACCUGUCCAGCAAACCCUUCGGCCAUGGGCCAAAUGUGCCCAUCCAUGAUCUGCGGUACUCGCUGGUGAAGAGGUCUCUGCUGGGCACGGUAUCGGACAGUGGCUCUGUGGCACUCUGGGAUGCUAACACUCAAAAGGAGCUGCACUUGUUCAAAGGGGCGCACAAAGCCCCAUGUUCAGGGUUGGCCUUCUCUCCAGCCAAUGAUUUACUCUUCGUCACUGUGGGGCUUGAUAAGAAGAUUGUCUGCUAUGACACCUCCAGCAAAAUGGUGUUUCGUAAUAAGCAGGUGGAGUCUCCACUCACAGCCAUUGAUUUUACUCCAGAUGGAGCUGGACUGGUUGUGGGCUCAACACAGGGCAGAAUUUACCUGUAUGAUUUGAGAAACCUCAGCGUGCCAGUCAAAAUCACCACGGCUCACAAGACGUCAGUGACCUGCAUUCGCUUCCAGAACUCCACCUCCAAGUUAAAGUCCACUAAAACAUCCAGCAAGUCUUCUCAAUCAAAUAAGAGGAUCUCCGCAAAACUGGGCGGUCAGCAGACGGGACCUUCCACUCCAACAUCUACAGUCCCACCCAGUGUGCCUGGCUCUGAAUUUCCUGGUGAUGGACAAGCCCAAGUCACAGGUACUGCUGGUGAGGUGUUCUCCAGAGAGGCGGAGGGUCAGCACAGCCAAGGUCAGCUACCGAACGUGGAGAAAUUUAGCAGCAUCGGUCGGAACAGCCUAAACCUGGAUAUUUUCUCCCCUCUUAAUGAUGGUUUCAAAACACAUGGUUUUGCUGAUACUCCAACUUCAAGAAAUGGAGGCAGUAUAGAUAUGUUCUCGAGGGAAGGGGAAGGCCAGCACAGCACAGACCGGUUCAGAGUCGGCCGAAACAACUUGGACAUCUUUUCACCUGUACGAGAUGAGUAUAAAGGACACAGGCUGAGUGAUGUAUCAAGUGGAAAAAAAGACUUUGAAUACCUACCUCAUUUUCCUGGUGGCUCGUCCCAGAGGAAGACCCCAUUGGGCACUCCAGGCAGUCGCUGCUAUAGUCCGUCUGUGGUUCAGACUCCUCCACCAAUCAAAGAGGAGGAGCCCAUCACUACCCCACCGCAACAGACUGAUUUACAGAACGGCAACAAGGUGGAGAAGAAGAACGUCCUCCAGCAGGACUAUGAUGUCAUAACCACGCCCCCUGCUGCUCAGAGCACACGUGUUCAGUCCGUGCAGCCGUUCAACACACCUGAGCCCAGUCAGAGGAGAGAUCUGCCCUCCCAGCUCAUCUAUGACUCGCCAGUCAGCGGAGCUCCUCCUGCUGCUGCACCAGUUCCCGCUCCAGCGGCAGCAGCCGAAUCUGGAGCCGAGGGCCGUGGGGCUCCACUCACCUCCGUUCAGAUGAACUUUGUCCGUAAUAUGAUCCAUGAGGCACUGGAGGACUUCAGGUGA
This is a messenger RNA of Sinocyclocheilus anshuiensis, 2346 nucleotides long. Its product is annotated as protein NEDD1-like. NCBI's taxonomy places the organism in Eukaryota, Metazoa, Chordata, Actinopteri, Cypriniformes, Cyprinidae. Gene Ontology annotation, cellular component: spindle pole; centrosome; ciliary basal body. Gene Ontology annotation, molecular function: gamma-tubulin binding. Bases 469 to 2346 code for a protein of 625 amino acids. The record is from RefSeq and is a predicted model, not a curated record. The transcript is spliced from 15 exons. Gene Ontology annotation, biological process: mitotic cell cycle; microtubule nucleation.